AGGAACCUAGGAGGUUUUGCAUGGCACCCAAGCAGAAGUUUUGGAUUCCCGAAAAAGGCCAGGUCUUCUACAACUGUACUGACGGAACGCCAAGCUUUUAUACCCUAAAGGAAGACCAACCUGGGGCGCAAGGAUGCGUUAUUCCGCACAUUUGUGACUCAGGUCAACCAGUUCCCUUCCGCUGCCCUCCUGAAGGAGGUAUGAUCGCGCACGAGCACUCGAACAACAAGUUGUACUUGUGCCACAGGCCGCAACCGGAAGUGGCAAGGUGUGCACCGGGGCUUGUGUUUGAUCACAAGGAUGAGGUUUGCACUUCUAGCGCGGCUGCAUGGCCUUCCGAAAGCGUCUAUCUUUCCGAAUUAUACAAGUCUGCCGCGAAUACUGCGCGCGAAGAACUCGAAAAGGCCAGGAGGAAUUUCGAGUGUCCUUCUGGCUUCGGGUACUUCUGGAGUACCGUGGACGAGUUUCACUACUUCGAGUGUGUCCGAUGGGAGCCAGUUCUUAAGCGCUGUCCUGCCAACUCGGUCUUCAGUGAGACGCUUCGUAUAUGCUUGCUUAAUGAGUAUUAAUAAUACUUAUUGUAAUGAUAAAGUUAUCAUGAAAUUUAGCAAACUUCGAAAACCGUCAAAUGCGCGAACUAUAUGUAGCAAUACUUUUU
Molecule: messenger RNA, 658 nt
Organism: Ixodes scapularis (black-legged tick)
Lineage: Eukaryota; Metazoa; Arthropoda; Arachnida; Ixodida; Ixodidae
Exons: 3
Coding region: 21-569 (182 amino acids)
Cellular component (GO): extracellular region
Molecular function (GO): chitin binding
Source: RefSeq, a predicted model, not a curated record